UCGAUCAAGGCCGCGGCCAAAGAUGUGGCCUUCGAUGUCAUGAGCUUCUACCGUGGCAACCAGUCGGGCCAAAUUCCGGGCCUUGUGUCCCAACCACCGCCCGGCGGCGACUACAGCUGGUGGACGGGCGCCGUGCUGUGGUCCACCAUGCUUGACUACUGGUACUACUCGGAUGAUGGCACCUACAACGCCGAAUCACUCAAUGGGCUGGUGUGGCAGAGCGGCCCCGAUCUGCAGCACCCUUUCAUGCCGCCUAACUGGACGGCGAGCCUGGGCAAUGACGACGAGGGUCUCUGGGGCAUGACGGCGAUGCAAGCCGCCGAGCAGAACUUUCCUCGUCCGCCUGCGGCCGACCCGAGUUGGAUCGAGUUGGCCCAGGCCGUGUUCGAAGUCCAAGCCGCGCGUUACGCGGCUGACGACGCGUGCAACGGCGGCCUGCGCUGGCAGCUGUCGCCGGUGAACCAGGGCUACAUGUACAAAAACACGGUGUCCACGGCCGUGUUCCUGAACCUCGGCGCCCGGCUGGCCCGGUACACGGGCAACCAGACCUACGCCGAGUGGGCCGGGAAGGCCUGGGAGUGGCUCAGCGAUGUCGGCUACAUCGACGCCAAGUACAACGUCUACGACGGCGCUGCCAUCGAGAGUAACUGCAGCGAUAUCGACAAGCUCCAGUUUUCCCUCGCCCCGGCGGUGCUCCUCCAAGCAGCAGCAUACAUGUACAACCAGACGACCGACAAAACCCAACAAUCCACCUGGCAGACCCGCCUCACCGCCCUCACCGACCGCACCCUAACCGUCUUCUUCCCCCCCAGCGACGCCGCCAGCACCUCCACCUCCACCACCACCAACGCGACCGGCCCGCUCGUCGAGAGCGCCUGCGAGCUCUCCGCCGGCAAGACGACCUGCAGCAGCGACAUGCUCUUCUACAAGGGGGUGCUGCUGCGGGCGCUCGCCAGCGCCGCGCAGCUGGCGCCCUUCCUGCGCGACGCCGUCGCCGCGCCGCUGCGCACCACCGCCGAGGCCGCGGUCGCGUCCUGCGCCGGCGGCAAGUCCGGCCGGGCGUGCGCGUUCCGCUGGGCGGACGACGGCGCUGAUGAUCUGCGCGGGGCGCCACCCGAGGAGCUGAACGCGCUCUCGGCGGUGCUGGUUGGCGGCGUGCUGCGCGAGGAGGUCGCGGCCGGGAAGGGCGUGGCGACGAAUGGGACGGCGAAGCCUGGUGAUAGCAGUGGUGGUGGUGACGGUGGGAAUGGGGCUUCGGAUUCGGGAUCGGGGUCGGGGUCUUCGGGCUCUGGGAAUGGUGCCGGUGCCGGUACCGGGUCGCAGGGGAAUGGGGCCGGGAAGGCGACCGGUGCGGCGACGAGGAUUGGGUUCGGAUUGGUCCUGGCCGCGCUGGUGGCUGUGAUGAUGUCGUAA
Molecule: messenger RNA, 1413 nt
Organism: Thermothielavioides terrestris NRRL 8126
Lineage: Eukaryota; Fungi; Ascomycota; Sordariomycetes; Sordariales; Chaetomiaceae
Product: glycoside hydrolase family 76 protein
Exons: 2
Biological process (GO): carbohydrate catabolic process; fungal-type cell wall biogenesis
Molecular function (GO): mannan endo-1,6-alpha-mannosidase activity
Source: RefSeq, a predicted model, not a curated record